AUUUUGAGUGUAAUACCAGGAGCUCUUGAGACCGGUUGAGUCAGUGUCUUUCUCCGGUGUGGACGGUUGCUGACUUCCCUGUGGGUUCGCUGUGAGACCGUGAAAAGGGGUUCGGAAAUCCUUGAAAGGCAAAAUGCUGAAGUUAUUUUUCUUUGCCGCGUUGCUCGGCAGUGCGCUGGCGGAAAGCAUCUCGAUGCAAGAUGAGAUCUACAUAGUCGCGGGCGUUCUUGGCGGCGUGUGCCUCUUGCUUACGGUCGCCUGCAUUUUCAACACCAUUACCAUCAUCGGCCUACAAUCGAAAGUGGCGUUACUACAAGCUGCUGGCACGGCCGCUGCAAAGGCAGUCACAGAAACUCACCCACCACGUAGUGAAGCACCCAGAAGAGAGACACCCCGUGACAACCCUUAUUACCCUGAGCCGAAGGGGAGGGACGACUUCAACCGCCGCCAAGAUGACCCUUAUCGUCGACCUCCUUCUCGCGAAAACUACAGGAUGGAAAGGAUGGACAGGAGAGAGGUAUACUUGACCGUGUAGAUUGGUUAAUGAUCC
This is a messenger RNA of Penaeus vannamei (Pacific white shrimp), 550 nucleotides long. Lineage: Eukaryota; Metazoa; Arthropoda; Malacostraca; Decapoda; Penaeidae. The record is from RefSeq and is a predicted model, not a curated record.